This is a messenger RNA of Emys orbicularis (European pond turtle), 823 nucleotides long. Its product is annotated as protein BTG1-like. The transcript is spliced from 2 exons. Lineage: Eukaryota; Metazoa; Chordata; Testudines; Emydidae. The coding region runs from base 70 to 540 and encodes 156 amino acids. Gene Ontology annotation, biological process: negative regulation of cell population proliferation; negative regulation of mitotic cell cycle. Gene Ontology annotation, cellular component: nucleus; cytoplasm. The record is from RefSeq and is a predicted model, not a curated record.
GGGGCGGGCGCCGGACCACUUGGUCACUGGUGUGGGGCGCUGAGGAGGCGGACAGCGGGGCCGGGGGCCAUGAAGACGGAGAUCUCCACUGCCGCGGGCUUCAUCACCCGCCUGCUGCGCACCCCCGGCGGCAUCGGCGACGAGCAGCUGCGCUGCUUCAGCGAGUCACUGCAGGAGGCGCUGCGAGACCAUUAUAAACACCACUGGUUUCCCCUGAUGCCCUCCAAGGGCUCAGGGUACCGAUGCAUUAGGAUCAACCACAAGAUGGACCCCUUGAUAGGGAAGGCAGCCGGCAUGAUUGGACUGAGCCAUCAGAGACUCUUCCAGCUCUUACCCAGCGAAUUGACUCUUUGGAUUGAUCCCUUUGAGGUGUCCUAUAGAAUAGGAGAAGAUGGGUCUAUCUGUGUCCUUUAUGAAAGCCCCCCACCAGGUCUGAAGAGUGCCAAAGCUCUGGAGAGUAGAAACAGCUGUAAAGAGGAAUGGAGAAUUGGCAGAUCAAGCCCUUCCAAGAAUUACAACAUGAUGACAGUUUCUAGUUAAAAAUUAACAUUCCUUGUACAAUGAUGUAUGUAUGUAUCCCAGUUUCAUAAUGAAGUUAGAUGAUGUAAUUGAGAUGUUGAUUUUCACCCCAUAGCCAUUAAAGUUGUAGUAGUACUGCCAAGUUCUUUGUUGUGGCCAAGGGCUAAUGUACAAGCAGUUCUUUAAACUCAUGUAAUUUUCUGGAUUGUAUACUGUAAAUGAAAUGUACAGUCAGCUGAUUGUUCUACAGAUAUCUAUUUUGACAGAAUCCUUGGCUAUUUGUAAUAAAAAGAAAAGUAACUUA